Molecule: messenger RNA, 2646 nt
Organism: Solea solea (common sole)
Lineage: Eukaryota; Metazoa; Chordata; Actinopteri; Pleuronectiformes; Soleidae
Gene: dclk3
Product: doublecortin-like kinase 3
Exons: 7
Coding region: 166-2646 (826 amino acids)
Biological process (GO): intracellular signal transduction; protein phosphorylation
Molecular function (GO): ATP binding; protein kinase activity
Source: RefSeq, a predicted model, not a curated record
UGUAGCCACAGCAGGUCCGGUCAACUCUCAGCGCAUCCCGUUACUUUUGUCUGGACACAAAGAGCCGAGAAUAUGAAAGCAGCAGCAGGAGCAACAACAACAACAACAACAGAGGAGGAAUAAAAGUGUAGUAGACAGGUGAGCGUGUUUGUUUUUGGAGGAGGAAUGACGCCCUCACAGAGAACACGUCACGCAGGAUGCGAAGCGGCACGUAACAAUAAAUGGAGAAUGGCAGCUCCUCCUAACAUCCCCCUGUUGAAGUGUCCUGGUGGGAUUCCCCAACCGUGGCCCAUUCACCCCCGUCCGACAAGACAGAACCACAGGUCCCACUUCCCGCCGCCUCCUCCACCUCCCUCUCACCUGCCUUUUUUCCACACACGCCACGCAGAGGAGAGUGCUGAGCGGCCCCAUCUAGUCACCAUCGUCCGCCCCAGUGGUCAGACUUCCCUGCGAAAGGUGACUGUGUUGUUGAACCGCAGAGGUGUGGUCUCCUUUGAGCAACUACUCUUGGAUGUCUCGGAGGCAUUGGGGUUUCCUCGCUGGCACAGAUCUCGCGUCACACGCCUUUACACAACCCGCGCACGAGAGGUGAAAGGUGUGUGUGACUUCUUCCGAGGUGAGGUGGCUUUCCUGGCUCUGGGUAAGGCUCGCCCAGAACUGAGCAGUGUGCAGGAGGCUCUGGAAGAGCUCUUUCCAGAUCAUUCCCAUUUCUGGGCUGACGCACUUCGGGCUUGGGAGAAAAGACUUACCUCCACGCCGGACAAAGCUGCGAAGGCCGACAGCGGAUACAGCGAAGGGGCAGAAAGCAUUGACACUAACCUGGAGACAAAUAAGGGAACAGCUAAACACAGUGAUACACACAAACCUGAAAUUUAUGACGCAGAUGUUCAGAAGUCACAUAAAAAGAGCUCUGGUAGGAAACCGGCUCAACCUCCAAACCACCUGCAGAGACUGAAUAUGAGGGGUGGGAUUAGAGAGCGACAGCCUUCCACCCUUGGUUCAUUUAAAUUCGAGGAGGGUCCUAAAGAAGCAGAAAUACCAUCUCCUACGAUGUGUGAAAACUGCUUAGCAAUAAGAGCCAAACAUCACGGUCUAGAAUGGAUCAAUGCCCUAUCAGGGAGGGCCCCACUUCCUCCUGUGUCAAGAAAGCAAAGAGGUGGUUCUCAUUCAGAACAAGAGGUGUCAAAGCCGGACGUCCCUCUCAGCCUUUCACCUCCUCCACCUGUCAGCAUGAAGGAGGAGAAGAGUCUUACACACUUACAACUUUCAAAACCACUCCCACAUGUAGGUCCAGCACAGAAAGACGAAGAGCAGAGGACGACCUUUGACCUCCCUACCGAUGGCAGCGAUGUCACCCAGUCAGAUAUUGAGCGUUGCUAUGAAAUGGGGCGAGUGGUUGGAGACGGGAACUUCGCAGUGGUGCGAGAGUGCCGCCGCCGUGACAACGGACAAACACUUGCCAUGAAGAUAGUUGAACGUUCCAAGCUGAUCGGUCGAGAGCACAUGAUGCAGAACGAGCUGAGCCUCCUGGGCAGCCUGUGUCACCGUCACAUCGUGCGCCUUUUCUCGCACCACCACACGCACACUCACUCGUACCUGGUGAUGGAGCUGGUGAGUGGAGGCGAUCUGUUCGAGGCCAUCAGUGAAAGAGGGAAGUUUUCAGAGGCCGAGGCGGGACUGAUGGUGUCAGACAUGAGUGACGCUCUACAUUACAUCCACAGCAAGAGUAUCGUUCACCGAGACCUCAAACCAGAAAACCUACUGAUAGAGCGAGUGGCAGGAGAUACCUGCAGGCUGAAGCUGGGAGACUUUGGUCUCGCCAUGGUUGUAACUGAACCGGUCUUUACCAUUUGUGGGACACCGACAUAUGUUGCCCCGGAGAUUCUCCGUGAAACAGGUUAUGGUGUAGCAGUGGAUGUAUGGGCUCUGGGUGUUAUUCUCUACAUACUGCUGUGUGGCUUCCCCCCAUAUCGCAGUCGAGAUCGGGACCAGGAGGAGUUGUUCCAGUUAAUAAAACAGGGGCAGCUCCACUUUCUUUCCCCCUACUGGGAUCCCAUCUCAGAGGAAGCCAGAGGCCUUGUAAGAGCUCUGCUUUACCCAGAUCCCACGGUGAGGCUGACAGCGGAGCAGACCAUGCAGCAUCCCUGGGUGAAGGCUAUGGUUUCACUUUGCAAGCAGGGGGCGUUCACAGACAAAACUCAGAGGAUCACUGCAGACACCGGAGAGGAAACUGAAAGAGAUAGAAGAGCAGCUAACUCAAAUACAGCAGAAACAAUGACAAGAUCAAGACACAUUGGCAGCGAGAGAGAAAGAACACACAAAGAGCUCAGCAGAGGCGAUGAGAGAUUAAAUGAGCUCAUCAAAGGCAGAUGGAAAGAUGAGGACAAACCACAUCAACAAAAAAGAGUCACAGGUGCAGUGUCAGAGGACACACCCAGGCAACAGAAACCAGACUGCACCUCACCAGACUCUGGCUCACCCAGCAGAGAGACCAGCAGAGGAGAAAUACGGGAUCCAGGAAUCAAACUGUCAAACACAGACUGUAAAACAGGCAGCACAAACACAGAUUGUGAAACAGGCGGUGCAAUCAGAGUUGAACACAGUCAUUUUAGUGCCCCUGUGGCCAAAGCUGAACCCCCAUCCUAG